CCCAGCCCUUCCGAAUCCGCUACGGGUGCUGCAAGGCCUGGGAAGAGGUCCGAUGUCUUUAGGGUGGCUAGAGCGUCCUCCCGCGCUCCGUCGCGCUGCAGGUGACGGCGCCCGGAGGCUGUCGGGAAGUAGGCGGGGUGACGUGUGGUUGACGAGCUCGGCGGCGGUUUUGCUGAGAUCUGUGGCCGGCGGCAGCUGGUGCGGGGGGCAGCCGAGAGCGAGAGGUGGAUCGGGGCGGUGUGUGGCCGGGGCCAUGACGGGCAAUGCCGGGGAGUGGUGCCUCAUGGAAAGCGACCCCGGGGUCUUCACCGAGCUCAUUAAAGGAUUCGGGCCUAGUACCAUGCUUGGCACGCAGAAGAUAUUUGGUUGCCGAGGAGCCCAAGUAGAAGAAAUAUGGAGUUUAGAGCCUGAGAAUUUUGAAAAAUUAAAGCCAGUUCAUGGGUUAAUUUUUCUUUUCAAGUGGCAGCCAGGAGAAGAACCAGCAGGAUCUGUGGUUCAGGACUCCCGACUUGACACGAUAUUUUUUGCUAAGCAGGUAAUUAAUAAUGCUUGUGCUACUCAAGCCAUAGUGAGUGUGUUACUGAACUGUACCCACCAGGAUGUCCAUUUAGGCGAGACAUUAUCAGAGUUUAAAGAAUUUUCACAAAGUUUUGAUGCAGCUAUGAAAGGCUUGGCACUGAGCAAUUCAGAUGUUAUUCGACAAGUACACAACAGUUUCGCCAGACAGCAAAUGUUUGAAUUUGAUACGAAGACGUCAGCAAAAGAAGAAGAUGCUUUUCACUUUGUCAGUUAUGUUCCUGUUAAUGGGAGACUGUAUGAAUUAGAUGGAUUAAGAGAAGGACCGAUUGAUUUAGGUGCAUGCAAUCAAGAUGAUUGGAUCAGUGCAGUAAGGCCUGUCAUAGAAAAAAGGAUACAAAAAGACGGGUUUUCACCAUGUUGCCCAGGCUGGUCUCAGACUCCUGAGCUCAAGCCAUCCGCCUGCCUCGACCUCCCAAAGUGGUACAGUGAAGGUGAAAUUCGAUUUAAUUUAAUGGCCAUUGUGUCUGACAGAAAAAUGAUAUAUGAACAGAAGAUAGCAGAGUUACAAAGACAACUUGCAGAGGAGGAACCCAUGGAUACAGAUCAAGGUAAUAGUAUGUUAAGUGCUAUUCAGUCAGAAGUUGCCAAAAAUCAGAUGCUUAUUGAAGAAGAAGUACAGAAAUUAAAAAGAUACAAGAUUGAGAAUAUCAGAAGGAAGCAUAAUUAUCUGCCUUUCAUUAUGGAAUUGUUAAAGACUUUAGCAGAACACCAGCAGUUAAUACCACUAGUAGAAAAGGCAAAAGAAAAACAGAACGCAAAGAAAGCUCAGGAAACCAAAUGAAGAGGAUGUUUUCAGAUGUGUACACAUUUCUGCUUCUGCACAUAUUUUCAUGGAAAUCAUUACGUAUAAAGAACUUAGAGCAACAUCCUAAUUGGCUCAGUGCACGUUUGGCAGUAGUGCCAACCUGUCUUGUCUUUAAUGCAUGGAUUCAUAAACUUCUUCCCUACCUGCAUCAUGUGCAUGUAGUGCAUAUUAAAGUGAUAUUAAGAGUGCUUGCCCCAAUUCCAUUAUUUGACAUUGAAUCUGAGAACUGUUAGUUUUCUUGAUGUGUAACUACCAUAUGAAGCUAGAAAAUGGACAAAUGAUAUUCAUUAUCUGUAAUUUAAAUACUUAAAAUUUGCAGUUGUCAGAUCUUGAUUAAACUGGAUGUCUUAUUCUCAUCAUUAAUGGAAAAAAAUCAGUAUUUCUAUCUUUGAUAUCUAAGUGUUUUGAGGAUUUUAAAACUGAAUUUUAUCUGCUAUACCAGUUAUUUGAGAAAGGAUGAUUUUAAUGUAAAUCAUUUAAAAAGGACAAAAUAUAAUUUCCAGUGAUUUUCACUGCUGUCAGUAGAAAAGUAAUAAACAUCUCAAUUUUAUUUUAGUAAAUUUUCUUCAAGUGUUUGGGGUUAUUUGUUUAUGUAUUAGAGAAUUAUUUCAGGAAGGUCUGAGUAUUAUGCUUCAAAGCAAAAUUUCAGAUUAACAAGAAAUUGUAAAUCUUAAAGAAUGUUGGUGUUACUCUCAAUGGAAUAUUGUUUCAAGCUCGUAAGCUGUAUAUAAAAAAACCGGAGGUUUGACAGUUUAUUUUUAAAAAAUGGUAGUGGUGAUGGGGGAUCUUUCUAUGCCAAUUUGAAUAAAUUUCAUACAGCCUGCAGUUUCCAAGAGCCAUAUACAAUUUGCUCACAAUUGAUUUUUUAAAAUUGAUUUGGGAGUUGCUUUGUAAUAAUCUUCUGCUUCUAAUCUUCCUUUGCAAGUCAGACUUUAAAGAAGACUUUAUAAAGCUUUCUUUUUUAAAGGAAGUAAUCUACUUUUUUCUUUAUCAAGAAUAUUUUUGAGGUUGAUACAUGAGUUUUUAACAUUUUAUUAUUUAUUGUAAAAUCAAUUUAGCAUAAUUUAUUUUACUAGGGAGAAUGUGUACCCAUCUUCCAGCUUCAGCACAUGAAUUUUUAAGGAUUGUUUUUAAGCUUAGUAAUUGUGGUAUUAAAUGACUUGGAGCUAACGGAGAGAAACCUGAUAGGAAAUUGAUAGAAAAACGAAUGAAAUAUUUUUCAUACAUAAUUUCAGUUGGAUGUAAUGAAAAAUAUGUAGUCUCAGUUAUUUGUGGGUAAAUAUGUUUUGCUGUUGAUACAGUAAUAAUUAUGGAGUGUUUUCAAAGCCAUGAUAUAAUUUUUAAAAAUAGAUUUUUAAGGAAGGCUCAUCUUGAUCUCAUUCGUUUAUUUCAGCUUAAUUUAUAUAUUCUUUCCUAUUGAGGCUUAAAUUUUGUUAAGCAAUUUGAGGAUUAUUGUGGUAAGUUGUAUUUAAUAAUCAAUACAGUGUGAUACUGGCAUUAGGAUUGACAAAUAAAUCAAUGGAACAGAAGAGAGAGCCUGAAAACACAUCAACGUUUAUAUGAUCACUUGAUUUCGACAAAGGUGGCAAAACAAUUCAACAGAUAAAGAAAGUCUUUUCAACAAAUGGAGCCAGAAUAGAAUAGCUGAAUAUCCAUAUAGAAAAAAGUGAACAAUGACCCCCUACCUCACAAAAAUGACUUUGAGAUGAAUCAUAGACCUAAAUGUAAUAUUUUAAAAGUAUGAAGCUUUUUAACUGAAAACAUAGAUGAUAUUUUUGUGACUUGGGGGGUUAGCCAAAGGCUUCGUAGGUCACAGAAAGCAGUAACCAUAAAAGAUCCAAAAUUAGAGCUCAUCAAAAUUGUCAUUGAAAAUGUUAACAAAAGUAAUAUCAAAUGACAUUUGAAAAAUAUCUUUGUAAAAUGACAAUAUUAAUAGGUAUAAGGAUUUUUUCUUAUUAAUCUAAUAAAAUUCCUUAAUAGGAAUUUCCGUAGCUUAAGAGUGGUUUAUUUUAUCUGCAUCUUCUUUGAUGAUUGCAAAUCCCUUGUGAUACUUCAUGAUUACUUCUGUCUGUGAAUAAAGAAGUGUGACUUGUU
Symphalangus syndactylus (siamang) is the source of this 3478-nucleotide messenger RNA. RefSeq names its product ubiquitin C-terminal hydrolase L5 (gene UCHL5). Gene Ontology annotation, biological process: protein deubiquitination; ubiquitin-dependent protein catabolic process. The record is from RefSeq and is a predicted model, not a curated record. Gene Ontology annotation, cellular component: Ino80 complex; cytoplasm. Gene Ontology annotation, molecular function: proteasome binding; cysteine-type deubiquitinase activity. NCBI's taxonomy places the organism in Eukaryota, Metazoa, Chordata, Mammalia, Primates, Hylobatidae.